Molecule: messenger RNA, 708 nt
Organism: Lodderomyces theae
Lineage: Eukaryota; Fungi; Ascomycota; Pichiomycetes; Serinales; Debaryomycetaceae
Exons: 1
Coding region: 1-708 (235 amino acids)
Biological process (GO): mitochondrial respiratory chain complex I assembly; mitochondrial electron transport, NADH to ubiquinone
Cellular component (GO): membrane
Molecular function (GO): 4 iron, 4 sulfur cluster binding; NADH dehydrogenase activity
Source: RefSeq, a predicted model, not a curated record
AUGUUUAGACCCAGCGUGGCUUCGAGGUUACUAAACCAGUCAGCCAUUAAACCAGUGGUCACCAACAAUAGCAUCCGUUUCAUUUCGUCAUCACCUAGCUUGCUCAAACCGGCAUUAGCUGCGGAAACCACAGAGUACCUACCAACGGGAGGAUCAACGCAAUCUGCAUGGCCAAAAGGCUUUAGACAAGCCAAACCAAAGACCUGGGAAGAAGAUCAUGAAUCUGCAUUGAGCAAAGCCACAAAGUACUUUUUCUUGAGUGAAAUUGCACGUGGUAUGUAUGUGUGUUUGGAAAUGUACUUUAGAAGUCCCUACACGAUAUAUUACCCGUUUGAAAAAGGACCAGUCAGUCCCAGAUUUAGAGGUGAGCAUGCGUUGAGGAGGUAUCCAAGCGGUGAAGAGAGAUGUAUUGCUUGUAAACUAUGUGAGGCUAUCUGUCCGGCACAAGCAAUCACCAUUGAAGCAGAGGAGAGGGCCGAUGGAUCAAGAAGGACUUACAAGUAUGAUAUUGAUAUGACCAAGUGUAUCUAUUGUGGUUACUGCCAAGAAAGUUGCCCUGUUGAUGCCAUUGUAGAAAGUCCUAAUGUGGAAUAUUCAACUGCCACCAGAGAAGAAUUGUUGUACAAUAAGGAAAAGUUGUUGGACAACGGUGACAGAUGGGAGCAAGAAUUGCAAUACUGUAUUGACGCAGAUGCACCAUACCGUUAA